AUGUCAAACGACGACCCUACUGUUCGCCGAAUCUUACCACAACAAUCCCAAAUGAAUUCCUUUUCCUUUGCGCCGCAGCAAUAUACGCAGCGCGAGACCCAAAAGAACUAUGUGUUCGUUGACGAGCACAACCGCCAUAAGCGGUUGAAAGUUAUGAGGGCUUGCGAAGGUUGCAGAAGACGGAAGAUCAAAUGUGACGCUGCGACUACAAACACAUGGCCAUGCUCGGCUUGCAUAAGGCUCAAGCUUCAUUGCGUACGGCCAAAUGGUUUCGAUGGAGCCAACGACUCGACGACUUAUGACACAACACCCAUGAACCCUUCAGAUCAGUAUCAGCAAAUGCCAAUGCAGCAUCAAGUAAUGAACACAGGCACAAAGAUCUCGCCAGCUGCUAUGUACGGUGCUCCUCAGCCAGGUUACCCUGACCCAAGUGCCCAAUAUCAGCAUGUUCAGUACGAUACUUCUCAGCAACCCGGUGGCAUGCCUUAUGGUGCUGUUGCGCCUUCCGGUUCAAUGAUGGAACAGCAUUAUGCAGGCCAGAAUGUGUUUCCCACUCCUCCAAUGCACCAGCCACCACCGCCUCCUAUAGCUCAGCAGCAACCCUCCCCAGAGGCCUACUCACCUGGAGAAUAUCAACACCAUGACCUUGCAGAUCUCUUGGGAACACUCAAGGUCAAUGAAACUGGUACAGCUCCAUAUCUCAGGAAUAAGGCAUCGUUCAGACGUGAAGAGGAGCCAGCUAUUGAAGACGAUGAGGAGUUCCCAGCCAACUUGCCUAAACCUGCACCCGGUCACAAGAUUCGCAUACCGCCUGAGUUGAUGCCCGAUGACGAGACGGCACUCAAUUACUUCGACCUCUACUUCACACACGUUCACCCUUACGUUCCUGUGUUAUGCAAGACGGUCUUCUACCAACAAUGGAACACUGAUCGAAAUGCUAUUUCGCCCUUGAUUUUGGAAGCUAUCUUUGCUAUGGGUGGACGUUUGGCCGAGGACCCGGGCGAGGGCCAACAAUGGCUUGCUCUCGCUUCCCGACACGCCGAUUCUUUCAUGGACAUUCCACGUCUGAGCACACUUCAAGCCCUGCUUAUGAUUCUCAAGGCUCGCGAAGCUGCACCCAAGCGAGGUUACUAUUAUCGUUCUUGGAUGACUGUUGUACAGUGUGUUCAGAUGGGCAAGGACCUGGGCUUGGAUGAGCAUUACGAGGACCACCAAGCAGGUAUCUCUUGCGAGUUUACCCCAGUUGAGUGUCAACUUCGAAAGCGAUUAUGGCAGUUGGUGUUUGUCUGCGAGGUCAUGGUUGGAGCCCCUCAAGGGCGACACGACCAUGCAGUUAAACUUAACACAGUGGAUUUCACUGCAGCGAGACCAGUUCCAGGAUGCGAAGAAUCCGAAUACCACAUCUCGCGCAAUUUCAGCUACUUCUCUCAGGUUGUGCGAACCGUCGCUACCAUGAGCAAGGUCUACACAAGACUGCGAAGACGAAAAGAUUGGGGCGUUGACCCCGAAUUCCAGCAGUUGGGACAAAGCUUCAACACUUGGCUGACCGAGCUACCUCCGGAUCUGGCCAUUUCCUUCCCGCCAGAUGGAUCGCCUCCUUGGAUUCCCUCGCAUUUUAUUGGAAACAUGCAUGGAUACUACUAUCUGGCCCUAAUUCUGUUCCAUCGACCUAUUCUGUCAUUCCUUGACCCUAAUUCUCCGGACGGACAAUGGAAACGCCAUAUGAUGAUUUGCUACAGCUCUGCCAAAGCAUUGUGCCGUCUUCAGGAGGCAACUCUCAACUCGUUUGGACUUACUGGACUCCAGUGUAUGCAGCGAGGCUUCAGUUUCUCUCUUUACGCGGGCCUCUCUUGCAUUGUCAUUCAUCUGGUUGCAAUUGUCUCACCAGACCCCGAGUUCAACACUGAUGCUCGCGAAUACUUUACAAGGCACAUGAGGGUGUUGGAGAAGGUGAUGGCAGCAUGGCCGAUGCCAGAGUUGGAGAAGCAGAUCAAUGCACUACGAGAUGCUUUCUCAGCAGAUGUUCGAAAGCCAUUCGUCCUGAAACCCAGCUUUCCCUACGGCAGCCCUCACCCUUCCACACACUCCAGCCCUCCUCGCGGUAACGACUCAUUCCGGCCAGUAAUCCACCGGACAGGGUCCAUUGAUCAACAUUUGGAUACACACGGUGCUCAACAAGUCAGUUAUACCAACCACCCCAUUACACCGCCCAUUUCCGCGGGCCCUUUGGACAGCAAAAGUGACUCCCCAGCUGUACAGUCGCUCGUCAUGAUGUCGCAAGGAUCGCAAGCUCCUGGGAUGCCCCAGAGCAUGUCGAUGACGGACCAGCCCGCAUGGAAUCCAUCGCGACUAUUUGAACAAUGGAACACCACAUUUGGUACGCCUACCUCUCACACACAAUCCAACUCCACCCCACCUCACACGAGCCCUCUUAACGCGUCGUCCUCAGGUGCCACGGAAGUUCCCACUAUCCAGGACAUCCAGGCAGUUCAAGCUUCAAUGCCUGCUGGAUCGCAUCAAAUCUCGCCAUCUCAGUACUCGUCUGCACCGGUGCCAAAUUUUGUCACCCCUGCAAUGUGGCAAGAGUCGGUUGCAAGCGUUUACGAGGGUGGGUUGAAGCGAGCAUGGGGCCAGUGA
Messenger RNA from Fusarium subglutinans, 2637 nucleotides. Its product is annotated as cutinase transcription factor 1 alpha. NCBI's taxonomy places the organism in Eukaryota, Fungi, Ascomycota, Sordariomycetes, Hypocreales, Nectriaceae. The transcript is spliced from 8 exons. Gene Ontology annotation, molecular function: DNA binding; DNA-binding transcription factor activity, RNA polymerase II-specific; zinc ion binding. Bases 1 to 2637 code for a protein of 878 amino acids. Gene Ontology annotation, biological process: DNA-templated transcription; regulation of DNA-templated transcription. The record is from RefSeq and is a predicted model, not a curated record.